AUGGCCGAGCCAGAGGCCGAACCGAAGGCCGAACCAGAGGCCGAACCAGAGAUUCAAAUUAAGGAAGAACCGAGGGAAUUUCCGGAGGAGGUUACGACAGACGCGACCGACACCGAUGCAACGGAGGAUGCAACAACGAUCGAGACCGAGGACGCGAUCAAAUACAAAAGUACCGACUACGAGAGCAUGGAACCGGACGUGAUCAAGGAGGAAGAGAAGGAGAAAUCUUGGCUAGAGAGAUCCGUGGAAAAGGAUUGGUCCGACAAGGGAGAACCUCUUUGGCAAGUUAUAAAAUCAUACGCAGAAUCCAAGAGAAAAGACAAGCGGAGAAUAUUAUCCGGGGCCGCCAAGUUGCCAUGUCGCACGGAAGAUGCUGUCGAGGAGGUACUACCGCCCUACGAGUGCUUCCCGCCCGCUGGCUUUCAGCUACAACCUCGAGCUGAUCGAAGACCGAUCGGAUUGGAUCGAUGCAAAAGAACGCGAAUCUGGAGAAGCAUGAGAAUGAGACAGGCGACAAAGGUAUUUCGAAGGAGAGGAAAAACAUCGAGAACCGGAAGUGAGAAAUGGCCGGGUGUGUGGCCGUGCGUUCCGCGAGAUGAGCUAAAGACGCGAGAGAAGGAAGGGCGAAAGAGGCGAAGGGACAUUUUCCCUUGCGAUCCGCGACACGACGUCGACGAAGACGACUUCCUCCUGCGCGAGCAGAGGAGCGAUUUCGCGAAUCGCAAAGAACUGGGACACGCUCGCGCGCGGGUGCAAUGUCCGGAUCCUAAGCUGGAAUUAUUGGUGGAUCGCGCGGUCGGCGAACGUCCCGGUUUGGUGGACGGCGAUUACGUCAUCGUAGAAUUUGACGCGCCCGAGGGACAGGACAGACGUGUCUACGCCAACGUGGUUCUUCGGGGGUUAAAGGGCAUGCAUCUACCGGAACUGAGCCCAUUGAGAGAGCGCAGGAACACUUGGAAGUUUUGCUUCUAUCAAGCGAUCGUGGCGUUAUUGGCGAGAACUCAGCUCAGAUACAAAUACGCGUGGAGCGCCAAUAUCGAUUACAUCUACGACCACGCCUGGACACUUUACACUCACAUCGGCACGAUUAACGUAAGGAAGAAGCAGCGUUUGGACGACGUUGUCGUGUACAACUACAAGUAUGACGUCGAGAUAGAGCUGAUUCGGGAAACGAAGGAUAUAGCCGUAGUGCGAAACGUCGAUUUCAACUACCAAGAGAGCGAUUUAAAAAGACAGAUCACGUUACGCAGAAAGGAUCCCUUGGAGGUCAGGGUGGAACUCGGCUGUCAAAAGAUAACGAAUCUGGAACGCGUACCUGUGCACGAAGGAACACGCAGGAUCGAGGAGUGGUUCGAUAAGCUGGCGAUGCGAUAUCGCGACUGCAUCUUCCGCACGACCAGAUUCUCGUUGGCCUUCUGGCAAGAUGGCCUCUUCUGGUACCUCUACAAUCCUUAUCGAUGCGACGAGUUUGGCUGCUGGGACGAUGACGGUCGCGCCUGCAUCGUAAAAUUUUGCUCCAAGGACUCGCUACGGAGGCACCUGAUGAUACUCUUGUUGCGGGCCUACGCCUACGAGAUUCCAAAGUCGCGCGAUCCAAAUCGACCUGAGAUCGCGAACGAUGACGUUUUCGAUGUUCAAAUUUUCCACGUGACCUUUCACUGCUGUCAACUGCACAAUCUCAAGCUAAUGCAACGCGGCGCGCCUGAAUCGUCGAGACAACGCGCCGACGAACGAUCGGAUUCCCUUCUCGAAAUCGAAGAUGCGACCGAUCAAGGGGAAGACGACGAGGACGAUCCGGGGGAGCCAAGGGAGAGAGUCACGUGGUUGAAGUGCCGUCGAGUCACCUGGGGAAGGUGUGAGUCCACGAAACAAAAGAGUCGCGCCAAGAUCAGCGGUGACAGGGUAACGAGAUGGCAUCAGUACUACGUGGAGAAGCCCAGCAAGCUCUUCUCCCUGUGGGGCGAGAUACACAUAACCGAUCGCAUGUUCGACGAGGCGAACCGGGGCAUGCAGACGUACGCCUGUUACGUGGUGUGCGCUGGCAUGACUAGAAUCAUGGCGCCGGAAUAUUGGAGCUCAAAGAUCCUCGACGCGAUCGUCGUAUGCGGCGAUCGCUAUUAUACCCGGAGCAAGCACGAGGCCGAGCUGAAGUCCGUCAAGACCGAAUACGUUCACGUGAGCUGCUGGAGCAGGUAUCUAUGCGAUCGCUUCGAGAUUGGCGAGACCCUGUUUGAGGCCAGGAUGCUACCGGCCAUUUGCGGCAGACUGUACGCCAGGUCGCGCGAAUGUCUACGAGGGACGCUGGAACGAUUGUUCUACGAUCAUCAUUUUGGCAUCCUGACUUGCGAGAGCGCCUGUCUGGGCAUCUUCAAGUUUUGCGGCGCGUAUUACAUGUGCGACGUCAACUCACUUGGCCCGCCGCUCUUUUCGUACGGCCAUGGUGCCGCUUAUCUAAUGAGAGCCACAUCCCUUGGCGAAUUUGUGGCGGUGCUGGUGUUGACCAUCGCCUCGCCCGAACGUAGCCGAUUCACUCUAAAUCCUAUAGAGAUCCUUCGAAUUGCCGAGAUUGGCCCUGCUUGCGAUUCUCGCGCAAGGGUGGGUGAGAGAAGAAAGCGCCUUGGGAGAUUCGCCGGAAAGAUGCGUGCAUUCGACGAACGAAAGAAGGGAAGAGUAAAAAUGUAAAAGUGCGGAAAAGCUGAAAUGAUGAUGCAUACAAUAAGAGAUCUGACUG
Camponotus floridanus (Florida carpenter ant) is the source of this 2731-nucleotide messenger RNA. RefSeq lists its product as uncharacterized. The transcript has 4 exons. NCBI's taxonomy places the organism in Eukaryota, Metazoa, Arthropoda, Insecta, Hymenoptera, Formicidae. Bases 1 to 2682 code for a protein of 893 amino acids. The record is from RefSeq and is a predicted model, not a curated record.